This is a messenger RNA of Dalotia coriaria, 757 nucleotides long. RefSeq names its product deoxycytidylate deaminase-like. Lineage: Eukaryota; Metazoa; Arthropoda; Insecta; Coleoptera; Staphylinidae. Gene Ontology annotation, molecular function: dCMP deaminase activity; zinc ion binding. Bases 125 to 694 code for a protein of 189 amino acids. Gene Ontology annotation, biological process: pyrimidine nucleotide metabolic process. The transcript is spliced from 3 exons. The record is from RefSeq and is a predicted model, not a curated record.
AUUGAAAUUAAUUACAUCAUAAUUCCUUUUUAAACGCUUAUCACUUAUUUGUAAUCUUCGCUAAUAUUUUCCCAAUAUAUUAAUCAAAUAAACUUAUUUAGUAUCAGUAUAGAAUUGCAUCAAGAUGAGUACUCCUAAAAAGAUGAAAACUGAAACGAGCGACGCCAUUUUGAACAGUGAACCACCAGUCCCUGGGAAGAGGGAGGAUUACAUUAACUGGGAUGAUUUCUUCAUGGGCGUUGCAGUUUUGGCCGCUCAACGCAGCAAAGAUCCCGAAACGCAAGUUGGAGCAUGUGUGGUAAAUCCAGAGAAACAAAUUGUUGGAGUAGGCUAUAAUACCAUGCCGUAUCUGGGAGAUAAUAAAAAUAAUGAUGAUCACGAACAUUUUCCUUGGAAAAGUUUGGGGAAAAUAUUUACUAAGCACGAAUAUGUUUGCUACGCAAUAACGAAUGCAAUUGUGAACAAAAAUCCGAUGAAUGCAAGUAAUGGCACAAUCUACGUGACACUAUUUCCAAGCAAUCAAUGUGCCAAACUGCUUAUUAAAACAGGAAUCACUAAAGUAUUUUAUUUAACUAAUAAAUAUGGCAAUUUUCAGGAAAUGAAGGCAGCGAAAAUUAUGCUGGAGGCAGCUAAUAUUGAUGUUCAGCAAUAUACUUCAACGAAUAGUAUUUUAUUAGAUUUUUCACAAAUGUAAAGUAAUUUAAAAUAUGAUAAUAGAUUUUUUUAUCAAAUAAACUGGUUAGGGGCUGUCCAUUAA